CACCUUUUUGGAUGUCCAUCGCACUCUCGGACUUGAGUGAUGGAGCGCAACUGCAUGUGCAAGCAAUUCGCCCCAUUAUAGUUUUUCGGGGUGUUAAUCACAACUUUCUAAUUUCCCCCUUCCAUGUGACCCAUGUGAGCAUGUAUCUUCACUUUCCAGGUUCCUUUCAUGGUUGUGGAACGCUCAUGUUCGCGCGUUUCUCCUGCGUCGGAACCCGCACGAAACUCCGAGGAUGAACGUGCUCUCUCUGUCCUUCGGCUUCUGUGCGCUUGUGUGCAUGCACUUGGUAUCGCAUUCGCUUAGUCUCGAGCCCAGACCGAGGCUAACGUCCUUGGCAGUGCCAAGCGGUGCCAAAAUCUCGCGCAUACACACGGCCGGAGCGACGCAAACACACCGCGCAGCGCACGCGCCCUCGGGACUGAGCGCACGCGCCAGCGGAGCAAAAGCCGUCCUCGCGACCCCUCAUAUCGCAAAAAGGAGCGAGAAAGUAAAGGACAAAGCGGAGGAGAGACAGACACCGAGACUACCGGCUGUCACACCUCAUGAUUACAUGCUGUCUCUUUACUGGUCCCUGUCCACUGGGCAGAUGAACCGGAGCGCGAUGCACGAGGCAGGCAUGGCUAACACCAUUACGAGCUUUGUGGACAAAGGGCAAGAUGAUCAUGUGCCCCUGUUAAGGCACCAGAGGUAUUACUUUAACAUCAGCUCCCUGGAGAAGGAGGGACUGCUGGGAGCUGAAUUACGCAUUCUCCGAAAGCCCUUUACUGAUCCUCUUAGAAUCCCUGCCACUGAGGGCAAAACCUCUCUUCGACUUUACACAUGUGCCACAAGUAAGCAAAGGGCUAUGCUGCUCCAGACGCAGCCUAUAGAGGAUCGCAGCAUCCCAAAAUGGGAGGUGUUUGACAUUUGGAAACUAUUGAAGAGUUUUAGAAACGCUGUUCAGCUUUGUUUUGAGUUGGAGGCAUUGGAUCGGGGCCGCCCUUUGGACCUCAGGUCACUUGGCCUGGAUCGAUCAGGCCGGCAAAACAAGGAGAAGGCCUUCUUUGUAGUGUUUAGCCGCACAAAGAAGCACGGUCUCUUUUACAACGAGAUCAAAGCACGCUCAGGCCAUGACAACAAAACUGUCUAUGAGUACCUUUUUACGCAGCGCAGGAUGCGCAGGGCACCACUACUACGUCCCAAGAAACCCAACAAAAAUCCAAAGACAAGGUGCAACCGCAAGCAGCUGCAUGUUAACUUUAAGGAAAUGGGCUGGGACGACUGGAUCAUCGCACCAUUAGAGUAUGAGGCCUUCCACUGUAACGGAAUCUGUGAUUUUCCUAUCCGCUCACAUCUCGAGCCCACCAAUCAUGCCAUUAUCCAGACACUCAUGAACUCCAUGGAUGCUAACUUGACCCCACCCACCUGUUGUGUACCCACCAGACUUAGUCCUAUCAGUAUACUCUACAUUGACUCAGCUAAUAAUGUUGUGUAUAAGCAAUAUGAGGACAUGGUGGUAGAGAGCUGUGGCUGCAGAUAGCUAAAAGUACAAGAAGAGAAAGAAGAGAAAAUAUCCUAAAGCAAGACAUAUUGUUAUUUCAUUACGUGGCAUUAGGAUCCUCUCUAAUGCACAUCUGACUACCACUAGACUUGAGCUUAAGCAUAUUAUUCAGCACACUGGAAUAGUUUGGAAUAGAUACAUGUGUGGUACACUCUCUUAUUUGUCAAUCUAUCAAAGUACACUAAGUUAAAUACUAAAGUACACAUGUGAAGAAUGGUGUGUUUAUUUC
This is a messenger RNA of Silurus meridionalis, 1769 nucleotides long. It is a transcript of the gene gdf5, whose product is annotated as growth differentiation factor 5. NCBI's taxonomy places the organism in Eukaryota, Metazoa, Chordata, Actinopteri, Siluriformes, Siluridae. The transcript is spliced from 2 exons. The record is from RefSeq and is a predicted model, not a curated record. Gene Ontology annotation, biological process: SMAD protein signal transduction; BMP signaling pathway. Gene Ontology annotation, cellular component: extracellular region. Bases 233 to 1519 code for a protein of 428 amino acids. Gene Ontology annotation, molecular function: growth factor activity; cytokine activity.